AUAUUGACAUUGACACUAAUGCAAAAUUUUGCAAAGGAGGCGUUAAUCCCAGUAAAAUUUAAGAUUUAACAUUUAAAACAAACAAAAUGAUUCGCUUCAUUCUUAUACAAAAUCGUGCGGGUAAAACACGAUUAGCUAAAUGGUAUAUGAACUUCGAUGAUGAUGAAAAACAGAAGCUUAUUGAGGAAGUACACGCUGUUGUGACCGUUCGUGACGCUAAACAUACUAACUUCGUUGAGUUCCGCAACUUCAAGAUAGUGUACAGAAGGUAUGCGGGUCUCUACUUCUGCAUAUGUGUGGAUGUGAAUGACAACAAUCUCUGCUACUUGGAGGCCAUUCACAACUUUGUGGAGGUCCUCAAUGAGUACUUUCACAAUGUCUGCGAGCUUGAUCUGGUUUUUAAUUUCUAUAAGGUAUACACGGUGGUGGACGAGAUGUUCCUAGCGGGAGAGAUCAGAGAAACAUCGCAGACUAAAGUUCUCAAACAGCUUCUAAUGUUAAACUCCUUAGAGUAACUGAACCCGGUACUAGGUCUCAUAUUGAGUAUUUAAUAUAUAUUUACUUCAUAUUUAUAUUUCAAACAAAGCUUUGUAUAUAAUCAAUAUGUUUAAAAUAAUGUAGUUUUCUUUAAGUAACAUUUGUUGAAUCAUUUCAUUCUAAUGUUUCUAUUCAAAUGUUUAUUUGAAACAGAAUAAUGUGCGGAAUGACAGAAAAAGACAUUAAAAAAUUAAAUAAAACUUGAACAAAA
This is a messenger RNA of Melitaea cinxia (Glanville fritillary), 748 nucleotides long. It is a transcript of the gene AP-2sigma, whose product is annotated as AP-2 complex subunit sigma. The record is from RefSeq and is a predicted model, not a curated record. The coding region runs from base 87 to 515 and encodes 142 amino acids. The transcript has 4 exons. Gene Ontology annotation, cellular component: membrane coat; intracellular membrane-bounded organelle; AP-2 adaptor complex. Lineage: Eukaryota; Metazoa; Arthropoda; Insecta; Lepidoptera; Nymphalidae. Gene Ontology annotation, biological process: intracellular protein transport; clathrin-dependent endocytosis. Gene Ontology annotation, molecular function: clathrin-cargo adaptor activity.